Messenger RNA from Symbiodinium sp. CCMP2456, 432 nucleotides. The record is from the annotation of a GenBank genome assembly. Lineage: Eukaryota; Dinophyceae; Suessiales; Symbiodiniaceae.
GAUCUCCAGGAGUUUCAGGAGAUCUUUAACUUAGUGGACACGGACCGGGGCGGCUCCAUCGGGACAGAGGAGCUGGCAAGGCUGAUGGAUACUCUGGGAAUCAGGACCAGCCCGGAGGAAUUGAAGCUCAUGGUCUCGGAGAUCGAUGAGAAUGGGAACGGCGAGAUCGACUUCGAGGAGUUCGUGCAGGUGAUGUGCAAAAAGGUCAACACUGACUACACAGCGGAUGAGGUCCGGAAGGCCUUCAAAGUGUUUGCUGGAAGUGCCCCGGACGGCUGCAUCCGUGUCAAAGACCUCGAGCACGCCCUGCAGGUCUACGGCCGGGAGAAGCUAACGGCCGAGGAGGCCAAGAACCUCGUGGCGCAGAUCGAGUGCGUCGAUGGCUUCUUCAGGUACGAUGAAUAUGUCACGAUGAUGAUGUCGGAACACUGA